AUGCCUGCACUCGACAUUCGGGGUUGUUUGGAAGACUCACCCACGUUCCGAAGACGCAUCCAAUCUCACGAGGAUUCCAUCAACAACUUUGAGCAAUCACUGAAAACAGUUGUGAAACUGACCCGUGCCCAAGUAGAAUUAUCAAAUGUUUACAGUGAACAACAGAAAGAAUUAGCACGCGAAUACAUGUCUUUUGCACAGGCACAGGAUGAUCCUAUUGUUGCACAAGCUUUAGAAAAGUUUGGAAAGACGAUGUUUGAUGUGGAAAAGAAUCGGCAGAUGCUCAGUACACACAUCAUGGAAAGUUUUAUCACUCCAUUAGAUACCUUCAUGAAGAAUACAAUUGCACCUGUGAAAGAUCUUAAAAAAAAGUUUGAGAAAUCGAGCGAUGAUGUUGAUUCAGCACUAUCGAAAUAUAUGAGUAAAAAGCCAAAGGACCCAACGAUUCAUGAAUCUGCAAAAGAGCUGGCUGACAGCAGAAAGACAUUUUAUACGGCUUAUCUGGAAUACGUUUCAUGUCUAAACGAUUUGGAAGCGAAAAAGAAAGUGGAUUACAUGGAAAAUGUGAGCAAUUGA
Mycotypha africana is the source of this 576-nucleotide messenger RNA. RefSeq lists its product as uncharacterized. Gene Ontology annotation, molecular function: GTPase activator activity; protein binding. The coding region runs from base 1 to 576 and encodes 191 amino acids. Lineage: Eukaryota; Fungi; Mucoromycota; Mucoromycetes; Mucorales; Mycotyphaceae. Gene Ontology annotation, cellular component: cytoplasm. The record is from RefSeq and is a predicted model, not a curated record. The transcript is spliced from 6 exons.